Phytophthora sojae is the source of this 546-nucleotide messenger RNA. RefSeq lists its product as hypothetical. The record is from RefSeq and is a predicted model, not a curated record. NCBI's taxonomy places the organism in Eukaryota, Oomycota, Peronosporomycetes, Peronosporales, Peronosporaceae. The transcript has 3 exons. The annotation marks the transcript as partial.
GUGACUUUGAGGCCAUUCUUAAGCCUACUGCGACUCAACACGGGGAGAAUACUUUUAACCGAGGAGGUGCGUUGCUUUGUGAAUGAUGAUCCGAAGAUGCUACUUGUGGAUAUGUUCAAAUACAUCGGUGAUGUAUCUGUAAAGAUCCAGCGGUUCAAUGUCAAUAAGUACCGGUCGCUUCUACAGAAAAUCAUCAACGCUCAUGGUCUGACCGGUAUGGAAAUUCCAGGAGUGAAUCUUGAAGGUAAGUAUGGUAACUUCUUUGAUUUCCAUAAUAUUCUUGGUUUUGGAAAGCAAAGGUCUGAUUACGGGAAACUGAAACAGCAGCUUGAUCAGGUACCAGUAUUUGGUUUCAAUUCUGGCCGGUACGAUAUUAACUUGAUUAAGAAGGAUUUGUUUGCCGUUAUCGGUACCGACAACAUCAAACCUGUCAUCAAGAACCCCAGCUACAUGUGCAUUGCUACAUCGAACAUGAAAAUGCUUGAUAUUAGCAACUAUGUACCUGCUGGUACCAGCUACGAAAAGUAUCUCACAACAUACCUCGGU